Molecule: messenger RNA, 2017 nt
Organism: Octodon degus (degu)
Lineage: Eukaryota; Metazoa; Chordata; Mammalia; Rodentia; Octodontidae
Gene: Abhd16a
Product: abhydrolase domain containing 16A
Exons: 20
Coding region: 62-1843 (593 amino acids)
Biological process (GO): phosphatidylserine catabolic process; monoacylglycerol catabolic process
Cellular component (GO): endomembrane system
Molecular function (GO): glycerophospholipase activity; monoacylglycerol lipase activity
Source: RefSeq, a predicted model, not a curated record
AAAACUGCUGCUUAAACACCUAGCUCCCUCUGUUCCUAGUGCUGUGUGCAUGAUUCUGUGAAUGGAUCCUAGGGCCUCACAAAUGCUACACAAGUGUGACACUCCCAACCCUGUCCCCAGCCUCCCAAGUCCCAGUCUUCCAAACUGGGGAUCCUGUCCCUCCCUUCCUUACUGGUCUGACCUCCUCAGUGCAACACAUCCAUCGCCAGCCCUGCUUGUGACUGCUUCUCCCCUCCAAGGCCUCACCACUCCCCCUGCCCGUGUUCGGCUCCGCUGUUACACCUGCAGCUUCGCCAAGCCCUGCGACCCUGUUCCCAAGGAGUGUCAGGACGACGAGGCUUGUGGCAUCAGCACUGGCACCUCAGGAUACGUAUUACCAGCCCCGUGCCCUGGAGAAGCAUGCAGACAGCAUCCUGGCGCUGGUUACUUGAGUCUGUCCAAAGUGGUGCCAUUUUCUCACUAUGCGGGAACGCUGCUGCUGCUGCUGGCCGGCAUCGCCUGCCUCCGAGGCAUCGGCCGCUGGACCAACCCCCAGUACCGGCAGUUCAUCAGCAUCUUGGAAGCGACCCAUCGGAACCACUCUGCAGAAAACAAGAGGCAGCUCGCCAACUACAACUUCGACUUCCGGAGCUGGCCUGUGGACUUCCACUGGGAGGAGCCCAGCAGCCGGAAGGAGUCCCGGGGGGGCCCUUCCCGCCGUGGUGUGGCCCUGCUUCGCCCCGAGCCCCUGCACCGGGGAACAGCGGACACUUUCCUCAACCGUGUGAAGAAACUGCCCUGUCAGAUUACCAGCUACCUGGUGGCGCACACGCUGGGCCGCCGCAUGCUGUACCCUGGCUCUGUGUACCUGCUCCAGAAGGCCCUCAUGCCAGUGCUGCUGCAGGGCCAGGCCCGGCUGGUGGAGGAGUGUAACGGGCGACGAGCAAAGCUGCUGGCCUGUGACGGCAAUGAGAUCGACACCAUGUUUGUGGACCGGCGGGGGACAGCCGAGCCCCAAGGACAGAAGCUGGUGAUCUGCUGUGAGGGGAACGCGGGCUUCUACGAGGUGGGCUGCGUCUCCACACCCCUGGAAGCUGGCUACUCUGUCCUGGGCUGGAACCAUCCUGGCUUCGCAGGAAGCACAGGGGUGCCGUUCCCACAGAACGAGGCCAACGCCAUGGACGUGGUGGUCCAGUUCGCCAUCCACCGCCUGGGCUUCCAACCCCAGGACAUCGUCGUCUACGCCUGGUCCAUUGGCGGCUUCACUGCCACGUGGGCAGCCAUGUGCUACCCGGACAUCAGUGCCGUGGUCCUGGAUGCCUCCUUCGAUGACCUGGUGCCCUUGGCCUUGAAGGUCAUGCCUGACAGCUGGAGGGCCCUGGUGACCAGGACAGUGAGGCAGCAUCUCAACCUGAACAAUGCAGAGCAGCUGUGCAGGUACCAGGGCCCGGUGCUGCUGAUCCGGAGGACCAAGGACGAGAUUAUCACCACCACGGUUCCGGAGGACAUCAUGUCCAACCGAGGCAAUGACCUCCUGCUGAAGCUCCUGCAGUUCCGGUACCCCCGAGUGAUGGCCGAGGACGGCCUCCGUGUGGUGAGGCAGUGGCUGGAAGCCUCCUCGCAGUUGGAGGAAGCCUCUGUGUACAGCCGCUGGGAGGUGGAGGAGGACUGGUGCCUGUCGGUGCUGCGUUCCUACCAGGCCGAGCACGGCCCCGACUUCCCCUGGAGCGUGGGGGAGGACAUGGAGGCAGAGGGCCGCCAGCAGCUGGCUUUGUUCCUGGCUCGGAAGCACUUGCACAACUUUGAGGCCACACACUGCACCCCUCUCCCAGCACAGCACUUCCAGAUGCCCUGGCACCUCUAGGCACUGCUGGGACUGGUCUGGAAGCAGAGGCGGUCUGUGGCCUGCGUGCCGCUGUGGAUGGCCCGUGGCUGGGGCCGUCCUCCCCACGCGCUCCGUGCACGCUCCCUUGCCACGCCCUGCAUUAGGUGAAUGCGUUGUUCCUAGUAAUUAAUAAAAAGUAUUUUUUCUACUGUC